Molecule: messenger RNA, 2650 nt
Organism: Gracilinanus agilis (Agile Gracile Mouse Opossum)
Lineage: Eukaryota; Metazoa; Chordata; Mammalia; Didelphimorphia; Didelphidae
Gene: ZNF76
Product: zinc finger protein 76
Exons: 14
Coding region: 167-1873 (568 amino acids)
Biological process (GO): central nervous system development; regulation of transcription by RNA polymerase II
Cellular component (GO): nucleus
Molecular function (GO): DNA-binding transcription factor activity, RNA polymerase II-specific; RNA polymerase II cis-regulatory region sequence-specific DNA binding
Source: RefSeq, a predicted model, not a curated record
GCGGGGCCGGCGCUAGUAGAGGGGCCCGGUGCAUGGCGGUCUGUCGGCGGAGUCGGCCUCGGGGGCUGUCAGAUUUGUGACCUAAAAGGAAAUCUGAACCCAGCUGUGGCUUCCAGAGCUGCCUGAAACCAAAAUUCAUGCCUGAAAGUACAAAUAGCAGUGUGCCAUGGAGAACUUGGGAUUACAGACGGUGACCCUCAGUGAUGGGACAACAGCCUUCAUCCAACAAGCUGUCAAAGGAGAGAAGCUACUUGAAGGUCAAGUGAUUCAACUUGAAGAUGGAACCACAGCCUAUAUCCAUCAAGUGACAGUGGAGAAAGAAUCUCUCUCCUUUGAAGAUGGACAACCUGUACAGCUGGAAGAUGGUAGCAUGGCCUAUAUACACCGCACACCCAAAGAGGGCUAUGACCCUAAUGCCCUAGAAGCUGUCCAGUUGGAAGAUGGCUCCACUGCCUAUAUCCACCACCCAGUGGCCAUGCCCUCUGAGGGCACUGUCCUAGCUGUACAGACAGAAGUGGGCCUGGAGGAUCUGGCAGCAGAGGAGGAUGAGGCCUUCAGUGCAGAGGCCGUGGUGGCCCUGGAACAGUAUGCCAGCAAGGUUCUGCACAACAGCCAGCCCCCUCACAAUGGCAAAGGGCAGCAGGUUGGAGAUAGAGCAUUCCGCUGUGGAUACAAGGGCUGUGGCCGCCUCUACACCACUGCACAUCAUUUGAAAGUACAUGAACGAGCUCACACAGGUGAUCGACCAUACAGAUGUGACUUCCCCAGCUGCGGAAAGGCCUUUGCUACAGGGUAUGGUCUGAAGAGCCACGUGCGCACCCAUACUGGUGAGAAACCAUACAAGUGCCCAGAGGAGCUGUGCAACAAGGCCUUCAAAACGUCAGGAGACCUUCAGAAGCAUGUCCGCACCCACACUGGUGAACGCCCUUUCCGGUGCCCCUUUGAGGGCUGCGGCCGAUCUUUCACUACAUCUAAUAUCCGAAAGGUACAUGUCCGCACUCACACAGGGGAGAGGCCCUACACCUGCCCGGAGCCCCACUGUGGCCGUGGCUUCACCAGUGCCACCAACUACAAGAAUCACGUGCGCAUUCACACAGGGGAGAAGCCGUACGUCUGCACGGUGCCGGGGUGCGGCAAGCGCUUCACUGAGUACUCCAGCCUGUACAAGCACCACGUGGUGCACACACAUUGCAAGCCUUACACGUGCAGUAGCUGUGGCAAGACCUACCGGCAGACCUCCACCCUGGCCAUGCACAAGCGCAGCGCCCAUGGUGAGCUGGAGGCCACCGAGGAGAGCGAACAGGCCCUCUAUGAGCAGCAGCAGCUGGAAGCUGCAAAAGCAGCUGAGGAGAACCCCCUGCCCAAAGGGCCUCACAUCACUUUUCUAUCAGAGGUGAAAGAAGAGGGGGACAUCCCCGCACAGGUGACCAUGGUGACAGAGGAGGACAGAGCUCCCCAGGUGGCACUGAUCACCCAGGAUGGCACCCAACAGGUCAGUCUGUCCCCUGAAGACUUGCAGGCCCUAGGAAGUGCCAUCAGCAUGGUGACUCAGCAUGGUGGCACAACCCUUACCAUCCCCAGCCCCGAAGACCUUGCCACCUCUGGUACACAUACUGUCACUAUGGUCAGCGCUGACGGCACCGAGACACAGCCAGUUACCAUCAUAACCUCGGGGGCCAUGGUGACUGAGGAUUCAGCGGUAGCAUCCCUUCAUCACCAGCAGGUGGCACUGUUGGCCACGGCCAAUGGCACUCACAUUGCAGUGCAGCUGGAGGAGCAGCAGACUUUGGAAGAGGCUAUUAGUAUGGCUACCGCUGCCAUGCAACAGGGGGCUGUGACCCUGGAGACAUCCAUAUCAGAGAGCGGCUGUUGAGACCCUAGAGCAAGCUGGGUCCCACACAGUGGCAAAGAAGAUGCUAUGUGGUACAGGCAUCACUGUCUCCAAGCGUCCAGGCUGUGGAUGAACCACGGAAGGUUGCCACGUAGAGGUCGCUGAGCCACAGAAGGCAGCAUUGAGAGCAGCAUAGUUUGGGGAAAGGGAAUGGUUUUGCCAUCAAUAAGGAUGGCAGCCAAAGUAGGGGAGUUCUAGUCAUCCUCAGGAGGUGAGAAGGACCCACUGGGUCAUCAGACUGCCCUGGGUCUCCCACUAAAGCCUCCCUGGAUGUUCCUCUUCCUCUUAACACCUUGUUGCCCCUUACCCCUUUCCUUAGGACAGUGAGCAGAGGUCAAGGAUGCCUUGGGGGCUGGCCUUCUGCCCUCAGGUAGUUGCUACCCACUAUGUGGGAGGCCCCAGCAGAGGCAGGGGAGGGGGGAGCAUCUGGCUCCACCAGAGGAUAUUCUGGAGCCCCUCUAGCUACAUACUGCAAUAACUAUGGCAGAGGGAGGCCAAGAUGUCCAGGCAGAUGGCAAGAAUUUCCUGAGGGGCCUAUGGCAGACAAGAAAGGAGCAGUCUCCCUCAGCCCACCUCCAGCAACUCAUACUGUGGCUGGAGCAGAGAGUGGUCCCUGCACUUAGAUUGCUGGGUUUGGGAUUUGUGUGUGUGUGGUUUUUGUUUGUUUUUUAAUUCCAUUUUUAUAAUUUUUUUUUUCUGCUAAGGGUGAUGGUGGCGAGUGGGUGGAUGCUUAUUUAAUAAAAGUCCCAAAUUUCUGUA